UUUGAUUACGGAAUACCACACAGACCAACAGACCCGCUGCAACCGAGUGGCGACAGACUAGUCAUGAUAUUCUGCUGGCACGUGGUAACUACAGUUCUGUCUAUUGCAGCCAAAUCUGACUUCACCUGUACUUCCUAUUGCAUGAAAAAAUAGCGUCUAAUAUUAUAGAAGAAGUCUCUCGAGUGAAGAGGGUUUCGUAUCGAACAGAACCUUGACGUUUUUGUCUAAUUGCAGAGGAGUUCGUAGCGAUCCCUAAUGCAAGCUACUGGGAGAGAGAGCUAUGAAUGUGAAUCAGGAUCAGUUGUUUUCGGCUCUGAAGAAGGAUGUACGAUCCUUGUUGGUCUCGGCCAAAUUGGGCGUUGCACCAGAACAGCUCAAGCGGGACUACCAGAAUUUACUCGGUCACCCCCUACCACUAAGGAUACUUGGAUUUCGACAUGUACUUGACAUGGUUAAAGAGAUGCCUGACGUUGUUCAUGUGGUCUAUGGACAAGAUGGCAGUAUGAGGUUGAAAGCUGUUGUAGAUGAAACCACAAGAGGUAUUCAGGAGCUAGUGGCUAAACAGAAAACCCCUAAGGGAAAGCCUGCUCCACGGCGGACUUUUGGGUUCUUUGGCACCAGCAGACAGCACUACCCCCAGAGCAAUUCAAUCAUCAUGCCCCGGCGAGUCACUGGCCCUCCACCACUCCCUGCACAUCUUCGUAGCCAGCUCCGGCAGCUUCUGUCUCAGGGCCCGCUGAGGUUGUCUGAGUUAGAGCAACGCUAUGCCCACCGCUUUGGACGACGGCUGCAGCCGGAAUUGUGUGGCUAUUACUCGCUUGCUGAGAUGCUCGCUGCCUCUGCUGAUCUGAUUGCCAUUGAACAGAGCCGGAGUGGGUCCCUGCUCAAGCUGAAGACCUCUAUUACACCACUGCAGCCAGUGACACCCAACAAAACAGAAGCUCCCAAGCAGCAUGCAUCCAGUACAGCCAGUAUGCAGUCUCUGCACUCAGUUUCCAAGGUGACUGAAAAGCCGCAGACUGAAAAUAAAGACCAUGUCAUCAAGCCGCCAGUGUCAGAAGUGCCUGCUAGCACCAACAUUAACAAGCAGGAUGUAGAGUCUAAGGUGGAUCGUCAGUCCUUUGAGAAGUCAAUCUUAAAGCUUGAGGAGCAGCUCCGGCAGCAGAUCCUUGAGUUUGGGGAUGCAGGCACAGUCAGCCCGGAGUUGAAGGCCAAACUCCAUCAGGUAGUGACUGAAAACAUCAAUGGCAUUGCCCUCCAUCAGCUCCCACUGGUAUACAAGAAAAUGUUUGGUGAGGACCUGCCCCUGGCUGAGAGCGGCUUUGUGAACGUGUCGGAGCUGGUGGGGGCCCUGAGCGAUGUCCUCUGCGUCCAGCCCGACUCAAAGGAGGACAAGAGUCACUUGAUGGUGACCCAGGCGUCAGACAACGCAGAGCAGGGCCACUACCUGAGCUGCGAGGACUCCCACUGGGAUGGAACUGCGGAGGAGGACACUGCAGAUGAGCCACAGAUAAAUGCAGAGCAGAAGGUCAACAAAACCAUCGAACAGGUUUUGGAGCAGGUGCCUGUGGACUCUGUGGUGCCUCUGGACUCUGUGGUGCCUCUUGAUGCGGUGCAGAAUCAGAGGCUCAAGGCUCCGACCCGACGCAAGGAGAGGGAGCUGCUGUCUGUGCUGGUGGAGCACGUGGAGUCACCCGGACACUUCUAUGUGCGCUUUGAGGGCCAGGAGUCUAGAAUGCUGGAAGACAUGAUGCUGCAAAUGAGGACCUUCUAUGCAUGCCCAGAGAUGAGCCAGCGCUACAGGCUGCUGGAGGGCUAUGUGCGGCCGGGGCAGGUGUGCUGCGUGGCCCCCAGGGAUAUCUGGUUCUACCGCGUGGUCAUCCUUCAGGUGCUGGACAGCCAGCAGGUGGAGGUGUACUACACAGACUUUGGUGAUGUGAACACGGUGGACAGGGACCGCCUCUGCUUCCUCAAGGCAUGCUAUGCAACUCUCCCUGCUCAGGCUGUCCCUUCGUCUCUCUCUGGGAUCAUGCCAGUUGGGGCCUGCUGGACAGCAAAUGCCGUUGGUUCUUUCCAGAAACUGUGCUGCGAUCGCCUUCUGGUUGCAGCCAUAGACCAUUACCGUGGUGGUUUUAUGCAAGUCUACCUGUGUGACACGCAUACCCACGAGGACACAUACGUCCACAGCACCCUCCUGACUGAGGGACAUGCAAUAGCCUGUGCUAAAGCUGAAUACUUACAGACGUCUGGCAAGUCCAACCCCGUGUCCAUGUACCUGGGGGAUGGUGAACUCAAGCCGGUGAAGAUGCCGGAGUCAGCAGUGGAGGAGUCACAUGUCACAAGUGCCACGCCAGUGACCAGUGAGCCAGAGUCCAUAGAUCAUGUCACUGAGGCAAAGUUCUGCAUGGAGGAAUCCACAUCUCUGCCUAAUAUUCCCGCCCUGGAAUCUGCACCCCCGCCCGAUAUUCCCGUCUUGGAAUCUCCACCCCUCUCUGAUGUUUCUGUCCUGGAAUCUGUACCCUGUUCUAAUGUUCUCCACCUGGAAUCUACAUCCCUGCCUAAUGUUCCCAUGGAUGAAAUGGCCCAACCCAAAGUCAACCCGUUUGAGGCUCUACUGUCAAAAGACGUUCUGAUCUCCAGUGACUGGGACCGAGGCUGGAAUCCUGACAGAAACAGCAGUGCAGAGAAUCAUGUCCUAGAAAUUGCUAAUCAUGACAGCAUCCCUAAGCAUGACUCACUGCCCAGCCCUGUUCCUGUAGAGGAGACUAGUCCAGUGGAGGUGUCAUCACCUCGGACGGAGACCUCACCCCAGGACCACGCACCACCUGCACUCUCCAGAAUCCACACCUUUGGUCUUAAGCCAGACCAAAUCUGCCGCACAGGUGUGGAACCAUCGACUCCGAUUGUUCCAGGUUUAAUCUUUCCGAUGAUCAGCCCUGGGGGUCGGAUCAGCCCGGACAAACUGUUCUUACACCAUGCCUCUCCACUGGCGCUGAGACCGGCCACUCGAAUGGCUGCUGGACUGCACUUCCUCAAGUGGUAACCUUGCAGAAUCUACUGGAUCUGUAAGAACCCAUUAAGGUCUUUAGGAGCUGUGUAGAGUCAUUCGAGUACAAUCUCCACAAUUACGGUAACACAGAGUAGAUUGUCAUUCAUUCCAUGUUUUCUGAUUUUGAAGUUUAAGGCAAAUUUCAUUUAAUUUUAUCAAGUGCAAGACAUUUUUUAUAGAUUUUUUUAAUGUUGUGACCAAAUACAAUAAUGUAUUUGAAUUAUUUGUUCUGCUGUUCCGCAAUGUUUUCUUUGGUUUCAACUAAUGUUGCCUUCAAAAAAAUAACAAAAUGUAAUAGUAAAAAUGACAUCUUUGCUAAUAAAUAAUUCUUUUAGAAUUGU
This is a messenger RNA of Sardina pilchardus (European sardine), 3390 nucleotides long. RefSeq names its product tudor domain containing 5 (gene tdrd5). NCBI's taxonomy places the organism in Eukaryota, Metazoa, Chordata, Actinopteri, Clupeiformes, Clupeidae. Bases 281 to 3043 code for a protein of 920 amino acids. The record is from RefSeq and is a predicted model, not a curated record. The transcript is spliced from 17 exons.